This is a messenger RNA of Physcomitrium patens, 1932 nucleotides long. Its product is annotated as voltage-dependent chloride channel 1, chloroplastic. NCBI's taxonomy places the organism in Eukaryota, Viridiplantae, Streptophyta, Bryopsida, Funariales, Funariaceae. The record is from RefSeq and is a predicted model, not a curated record. Gene Ontology annotation, molecular function: chloride channel activity.
UUUUCUUAAAGUACAGUCUCAAGUGGUGAUCUAUAAAGAUUACAAUAAACUACGUAGUAGGUGCACUAGACUCUAGAAGGGUUAGGUGUAGAGUUCAAUGAUGUGAGUGGACUCAAAUGAGAAACAUAAGUCUGUAUGCACUGAGAGCGUUCUUCAGUUCCAGGGAAGAGAAUGAAGAGAGUCUGCAUUUGAUUUUCCAGAGAGAGAGAGAGGAUUGUAGCGGGUAGAGGACGAAAGAGAAAAUAACUCUUCAGUGUCGCUCACGGAACUCUCCAGCAGCCUAUUAUCACGGACUAAGAACCACGUUCAGGCCAAGGAGCAGCUGUGGACAAGCUUCCAAUUCAAGAGGAUGAAUUCGGCGCUGACAUUGUCUUCAUCGUUGGAAGCACAACCAAUUGCGUCGUAAUAUCACUGAAUCCAGUAAUUGAGAAUGGUGUUCAGUUCGCAGAUCAGAUUCUAUUUCUGCAAGAAGAAGCUACACCUGUACAUCGAUUAAUAGCUGGCUCCAUUUUGAUUCUUGUUUCGUUUCGUUCUGCGGGCUUGAAGUUUUUAUCUCAGGUUGAUCAUCAUGCACAGAAACACAGUGUACGGCCACACAGAGUGGCGAAGACACAAGUCUUGCUGGAGGCACAGUCGCCAUCUUUCAUCAAUAUUCUCUUCAGGAGUGAUCUUCACUUUGGGUCCACCUGUAAUUCUCUGCACUCUCGUCGCGACUUUGGUCUCAGUCAUCAACCAUUUAGUGCAAGAUAGGCGUCUUCCCAAGUGGAUGCCACUUCUUCACGUCGCAUCGCUACCGUUCACACUCACUGCUCCGGUGUUGGCCCUCCUACUUGUUUUCCGCACAAACGCUUCGUAUAGUCGUUUCGACGAGGCUCGCAAAGCAUGGGGAUCAAAUGUCAACAGGACAAGGGACUUGGCAAGACAAGCUUUGACGUGGAUACGAAUGCCAUGUGACGCACCAAAACUGCACUGUCUACUGCGACAUAUCAAGGCUUACUCACUGUGCUUGAAAGAUCACAUGACUGAAGAUAAUACACUCAGAGAAGAACUGACGGCUGUACUCGAGCCCAGUGAAGUGGACUGUGCGAUGAGCUCUCAACAUCGUCCCAACUAUAUUUUACAGGUUAUGUCGGAAUUGAUCUCACAGUGCCAGAUUUCCCAGUGGGAGAAGAUAACUAUGGACAAAAACAUUACAGCGUUUCAUGAUAAUGUGGGAGCUUGUGAAAGAAUCUUCAAAACACCCAUCCCGCUCGCCUACACGCGCUUGACAUCUCGCAUGUUAAUGUUCUGGCAUCUGGCUCUACCAGUUGGGCUUUGGAACACGUGUGGUUGGCUCACAAUUCCUGUCUCGUUCAUGAGCGCAGCUGCAUUGUUUUACAUUGAAGAAGUCGGAGUUUUAAUCGAGGAGCCGUUUUGGAUUCUGCCGUUGUUGUCGAUCAGUCAAGGCAUUUGCUCUGCAGUUGAUGGUUUGUAUGUUGCACACAAAGAAGCGUCCAUGUUGUGGAGCAUUCACCAACCAACAAAUGUUAAUGACCAUGUAAUUAUCAGCUUUGAUGGAUCGAGGUCCGCUGGGAUUUAUCAACACAACAAUAUUGAUGUUAAAUUCUCUAGAGUAAACUCAGUUGGUUAAAAAAAAUUAAAAAUCUAAAGUAAUUAAUUUGUAUUACAGUAGAAAUGAAUUAAAGCUUAACUAUAUUGGCAUGUUAGAACAGAUGUAGUUCCAGAUAUUCUAACUUAUUUUGUUAAUAAAAUAUUUCAAAUAUGAAAGUAUAUUUAGAGAGGCAUAAUCUAUACCUCCAGUUAUUUUAGUAUAAAUAUCGUUUACGAGAUGGUUUGUAUACAAAAGUACGAACAGAAUGUUUACAUACAGAAUGUCCACACAAUGUAUUCCAGUAUAUACAUUAAAUGCACAAGAAACACUUUGCAAGAAAA